UAGCAAAGUAUUGUGUCUUGCUGAGCAUUUUACGCAAUUUAAAUUGUUUUUACUGUAUAAAUUACGUACUUUUUCGUAGCAAUGGAUCCAUUAGCUGCUCUUGAUAGUUAUUUGCGGAAAGCGGUUAAUCCUAAUAAUGACGAUCUGGAUAUUUCGGCACUUGAUCAAUUUUGUCUUACAUUGAAAAAGGAUCCAAAAUUGAUGAUCAAUGGCACUAAAUUACUGGCGGAGCGAAUCCAAUCAGGUAACACUAAGGAAGUGCUCCUUGCACUGGAGGCUCUGGAAGAAUGCAUGGAAACUUGUGGAAAAGAGUUUCAAUCGGAAAUCAAUAAGUUUCGAUUUCUAAAUGAACUGAUUAAGUUAGUGUCGAAAAAGUACAAUGGAGAUAAAACACCGAAGGAGGUCUCCGACAGGAUUCUAAAUGUUCUGCUGACAUGGACGAAUAAAUAUGAUAACUGUAUUAAAAUACAGGAAGCAUACCAUUUGCUUAAGACACAAGGAAUUGAGCAUCACCCACAGCAGAAUGUUGUUGUGAAGAGUACGCCUAAGAAUGCUUCGCGAAGUAGUUUGGAUGAAAAGGAAUUUUGGAAAUUACGAGAGCUGAUCCAAAGUUCUAAGCAAGAGGAUCGCGAUAAAGCUAAUCUGUUGAUUCAAAAUUUCUAUCGUGAUGAUGAGCGACGAACGCAGAUGAAAAAUCGAAGACUAGCUGAACUUCAGAAGGUAGAGGAAAAUACCAAACUGCUAGAUGAAAUGCUUUCCCAGUACCGUCCGGGAGAAAGUUCCGAGGAAGAGUUAGCAAUUAUUAGGGAAAUUUUUGAAGCAUGCGAAGGAAUGCAUCCAACGAUUAUUCGUCUAGCAGAGGAAACGCAGCAGAGUGAGGGCAUGUUGGAAAAAAUCUUCGAAGUCAAUGAUGCUUUGACCCUAGUGCUGGAUAAAUAUCGGCAGUUUCAAUUGGAUUCAAAUCAGCAUCGGUGCAAAAAUUUUGUACCAAAUUCCACAACAGCUCCAUCAACAUCGCCGUCUGGUACAUCAUAUACACCAAAUAUUGUUGGAUCGGACCCCUUAGACACAUUCUUUGACAUUUCUACGAUUCCAUCAAAUAGUGAUCCAGCGCGAAGCACGUUUGACGAUCUGAGCGAAAUUUUCUCAUCAACCAUCAGUACUGACGACCCAGCAAAACAAUGCGCAGCUUCAGCGAGCUCUUCAGUUUCUGUUGUUAAUACUGACACUAUAUUGACUCCGUUGGUGGUCAGCAACGGUACAACAUUAGGCGCAAGAGGGCGCAUUGGUAUGAACCCAAACAACGUCGACAGAUAUAGAAAUAUACAGAAUUUCAUCAACACGAAUACUAAUGUUAAUAAUGCCAAUCCUUCAAGAAUUCUUCCAAGCGCUGAUACGGAUGCCAUGAACAGGCUCAGAAACGCUGAUACUCAGUCUACAAAAUUGGAUACAACUCCAAGCACUGGAAAGGCCUUAUCGGAAUUAGAUUCCUUAGUAAAUGGAAUUAAGUCAACACUUUUGACGCAAAGCGGUUCAGCUGCAGAAUCUGAGGAUACACCUCCAUUGGAUCAAGAUCAUUCGAGCGAAGAGGAUGACAUUUUACUUAAUCCCGUCGCUCCUCCGCCAGUAGAUAGUAGGCCUAAAACUAAAGUUGAAGAUCCUGUAUCAGAAAAGCCACAGUUUAAAUCGCUAGCAGAAAUCGUAAUUGAUCUGGACAAUAUUCAACCAAGCCGGGAACCGUCGCGUACCGUUUGGGAUGACAAGGAAGGCCUUCAAAUUAUACUAAAUUUUACUAAAGACCGUCCACGAGAGGAUGUGUCUGUGAUAGUUAUAUCUACUAUUAAUCAGGGCCGAGAAAUCAUUCCAAGUUUCCACUUCGAUGCUAGCGUUCGGAAGCCCUGUAAACUGCGUCUAUUGCCAGCCUCCGGUAACAGUCUUCCCGGUACUAAACCAUUCCGACCUCCGGCGGACGGAAUUACCCAAGUAUUGCUGCUAGCGAAUCCUCUGGAAGAACCGGUAGACCUAACAUGCAUUCUAACAUACUGCGUGGGUGAUGAUCCAGACCCGAUUAAAGAAUCUAUCGUAAUGAAAGCAGUUCCGGUAAUAAAAGAAUAAUCCUUAAUAUAAUUUCGCUCUCACCGAUACGGAGAAGAGACAGCUUUUGACGCUUUUGCAUAAAUCCACGAGAAUAGUUCAAAUCAUCCAAUGAUUUAACUGACCAGUACUAGAAAGACACACCAGUGAAGAAACACGACAGCCGAUACUAGCAAUUAACUUUGGUUAUUAUUUGAUUGGACUGUUGUACUCUAAUAGUUUUAUGUUACAAUGACGCAAAGAGUAAUUAUUCAUGUAUAAA
Messenger RNA from Sabethes cyaneus, 2356 nucleotides. RefSeq names its product ADP-ribosylation factor-binding protein GGA2 (gene Gga). Lineage: Eukaryota; Metazoa; Arthropoda; Insecta; Diptera; Culicidae. Gene Ontology annotation, molecular function: phosphatidylinositol binding; ubiquitin binding; small GTPase binding. The record is from RefSeq and is a predicted model, not a curated record. Gene Ontology annotation, biological process: intracellular protein transport; vesicle-mediated transport. The transcript is spliced from 6 exons. Gene Ontology annotation, cellular component: trans-Golgi network. The coding region runs from base 82 to 2115 and encodes 677 amino acids.